Messenger RNA from Sparassis crispa, 1248 nucleotides. RefSeq names its product Transcription initiation factor TFIID subunit 4. The record is from RefSeq and is a predicted model, not a curated record. Gene Ontology annotation, cellular component: transcription factor TFIID complex. The transcript has 4 exons. NCBI's taxonomy places the organism in Eukaryota, Fungi, Basidiomycota, Agaricomycetes, Polyporales, Sparassidaceae. The coding region runs from base 1 to 1248 and encodes 415 amino acids. Gene Ontology annotation, biological process: transcription initiation at RNA polymerase II promoter. Gene Ontology annotation, molecular function: RNA polymerase II general transcription initiation factor activity; DNA binding.
AUGAAGACAGAACAGGAUCCAUCGACACCAAUGACGACUUUCUCAGCUGCCCAAUGGGGCCCUACCCAAAUUCCAAUUGAUCCCGCAUUGCAACAACAGUCGCAGCAAGCAACAUCCACUUAUCCACAUUACCAGACGUACCAGCAUUAUCCGCAGGCCUCGUAUAGCCACUACCAGCAAUAUGCACCCCCGCAGACAGCACAACAGAUACAAUCCCAGGCAGUAGCGCCCACCUCACGCCAAGCCGCGCAGUCCAAUGCAAUGGACACGGCUGACAUUGCGACACUGAACGAUGCGCUUGGCAGCGCGGGGGUAGAUCUCAGGGCCGAGGAAGAGACCCUCCACCGAACAUAUGACCAGUUCCAACAGUCCUACCGGCCGUACGAAGACCGCACGCGCACGCAGCCCGCAGCGCCAAAUUUUAACACUCAAUACCUCGGCACGACGAUGCGCGCAGUAGGCACACAACACAAAGUAACCAAGGUGCCGGAGGACUCUGUCAACUACAUGGCGCUCGCGCUUCGCGCGCGACUGCAGGACCUCAUCGUUGCAAUGGUUGCCGCCUCCGAGCACCGCACCGACACGCAGUUCGACCGCCCCGCGUCACACUACGCCGACGGCAGCCCGAUGUGGAGCAUUGUUAUCCGCAGCGACGUGGGCAAGCAGUUGGCCGCAAUAGAGAAGGUCGAGCGCGACGAGGAAGUGCGCGUACGGCGUGAGCGGAAGGAGCGGGCGGAGGCGGCAGCAGCGCAGCAUGCAGCCCUUGCCGCGCAGGCGGGCGCUGGCAUGGGUGUGGACGGUGGAUUCGACGAUGAGGGUGCGCCGAAGAAGAAGAAAAAGAAGGAAGGUCCUGGGGUCACCGCCCGCAACAUGUCGGAGGAUGUGCGCAAGAAGAUGUCGAAUGCGGUCGCGAGCCAAGCUGCGGGACUGGGAACGGGUAAGUAUGCGUGGAUGACCGCCGCUAAUGCCAAUGCAUCUGUGCCGGCCAAGCCCAAACCUACUGCGACAGCGAGCGCAGGCAGUUCUGGCGGCGCGAAUACACCCGCAUCAGCAGCAGCUCCUGCGGCGGGUUCCACCGCCACCGCUGGAGGAUGGGCACGGCCGUAUGUUCCUACGAGACCAAGCCAACAACAAAUGCCGCAGAGGGAGGACCUGCGGCGGGCAAUCACGUUGCGGGACGCGAUGUUUGUAAUCGAGAAAGAGAGGGGACACGGAGGAGGGCGUGGUUCUGCGACAGGAUGGACAUGA